GGCGGGGGCCGCGGCCAUGGCCGGCUGCUGCCUCUCCGCCGAGGAGAAGGAGUCGCAGCGCAUCAGCGCCGAGAUCGAGCGGCAGCUGCGGCGGGACAAGCGGGACGCCCGCCGGGAGCUGAAGCUGCUGCUGCUGGCCUGUACUCUCACCUUCCAACUGCUCCAAUCUCAGCUGCUUCACCUGCUUCUCUCUCAGGAGCUCGAGUGUGUGGACAGAAGCACUGUAUUGAACCAGGAACUUCCAUUCAGCCUUCCUCCUCCAUGAUGUCUGCCUGCCUUUGUCACACGUAUUUACUAUCUGUGUUGGCUUCUGUGAACAGAUCUUAUGAAACUGAGAAUUUACUCUGCUUAUCUGCCUGGCACAGGAGAAAGUGGCAAGAGUACAUUCAUCAAACAAAUGAGGAUUAUUCAUGGAUCAGGUUACACAGAAGAAGACAGGAAAGGCUUCACAAAAUUGGUUUACCAAAACAUAUUUACUGCCAUGCAAGCGAUGAUCAGAGCCAUGGAUACUCUCAAGAUACAGUACACAUCCAAAGAGAAUGAGGAGAGCGCUCAGAUGAUCAAAGAAGUGGAAGUGGAUAAAGUGACUGCGCUGGAAAGAAAACAAGCUGAAGCAAUCAAGCAGCUCUGGGAAGACCCAGGAAUUCAAGAAUGCUAUGACAGACGGAGGGAGUUCCAGCUCUCAGACUCUGCUAAGUAUUAUCUUACUGACCUUGAUCGUAUUGCUAUGCCCUCAUUUGUGCCAACGCAGCAAGAUAUUCUUAGAGUCCGAGUGCCAACUACAGGAAUUACCGAGUAUCCUUUUGAUUUAGAAAAUACUAUAUUUAGGAUGGUGGAUGUAGGUGGCCAAAGGUCAGAAAGAAGGAAGUGGAUCCAUUGUUUUGAAAGUGUUACUUCCAUCAUUUUCUUAGUUGCAUUAAGUGAAUAUGAUCAAGUCUUGGCAGAAUGUGACAAUGAGAAUCGAAUGGAAGAAAGUAAGGCCUUAUUUAAAACUAUCAUUACAUAUCCCUGGUUUCUGAAUUCUUCAGUCAUUUUGUUUUUAAAUAAAAAAGAUCUUCUAGAAGAGAAAAUCAUGUAUUCCCAUCUAAUUAGUUACUUUCCAGAAUACACAGGACCUAAACAAGAUGUCAAAGCUGCCAGAGACUUCAUUUUGAAGCUGUAUCAGGAUCAGAAUCCAGACAAGGAGAAAACAAUCUACUCCCACUUCACUUGUGCCACAGACACAGAAAAUAUUCGUUUCGUCUUCGCUGCUGUCAAGGACACAAUCCUGCAAUUAAACCUGAGGGUGUUCAACCUGGUUUAAAGAGAAAACAUGGUUGCAGCCAAAAUGUGUGGCUUAUUCAUAACACAGCCUGUGUUGAUAGAAAAAAAGGUGUCUUUUUAAAUACCAUUUACAGAAAUGGGAGGGGAUUAAGAGAACUUUAAAGAAUGAGUUUCAAAGUUUACUUUUUAAGAUAUACAUUUAAAAUAUUGUGUUCCUAUUUCCCAUGUUAGUUUUGUGAGUUAUUUUUUGACAGCUGUGGGAAUUAUGUAUACUUAGAAUAAUGUACAUAACUACGUUGCUGUCCAGCUGGUAUUUUCUUAAGACUUUUCUAUUUUUAUUUUUUUUUUUAAUUUUAUUUAGCAUUUACAAUCAUAGCUUAUAAAAUUUCAAACAGUGAUGUCUUAAAAAUUACAAGUUCGUGUUAUUUUAGGGUACUAGACAUUUUUAUAUUCUUGUUCUGAACAAUGUAGUUGAAAGACUAAGGUAAACCUAUCACACUUUUUAGAAGCGUCUCUCAGUAGCUCUCAUAGGCCAAACCCAUUAGUAUUCUAGGAAUUGUUACAAAAGAUUAAUUAUUGGUGACCUUUGCGUAUCACUGCCUUUUUGUUCAAGUGCCUUACAAUAAUAUAAUACCUUUCACAGUUAAGGAAUGACAGAUUAAGGUCUUGUAGGCAGUCCAUGGAGUUUAGUCUUUUUUGAAGGGAAAAGCAUUUCUGAAACAGCCGGGCAUUUAGCAAACGUUCUCUGCAUUCACUGCCACGGGAGCUCGGAGAUCAUCCACGCUUCCCUGUGAUAAACCAGGCCUUGAAUUCCUCCGAGUCACAAACAUAACUUGCUCUUUUGCACUUUGCAAUUUCCUGUCAUUGAGCUUCACGGGUAGUUUUGCAUGGAUUGGAGAGCAGUAAAGGCUCUCCUCUAGAAGAUUUCCAGCCAUUUUCCCACCUCCCCCACUCCUUGGCCACCUACAAACCUCUCCACUAAAGAUGCCGGCACCACUAAUAGCUCAGCCAGUCCUUCCUCACUGCGUCAAAAAUUCUCAGACAAAAUAAUAGAAGACAUUAGGGCAACCUGGAAGACCCUUUUUACCCAUGCGAACUUCAUGGUAGUCACUGGGACUUGAUCAGCUCACCCAGCAACACUGGUAAGGAGAGCGAUUUAGUGGAGCAGUCUGUUAUUAGCAGCAAUUCAGUCUAAAAGAUGUGCCGAGGUUCUCCUGUAUUUAAAUACAUGAAAGUUCCAUUUUUCCAAGAAGAAAUAUUACAGCAAUAGUUUUUAUGAUCAUCAUAAAAUAGCAAUUUCUAUGCGACACAGAAAAAAAAAAAUCAAGUCAUAUUGAUUUUUCAGCUUGAGUAGUGUAUUCAGCCAGGUUGAUAGCGCUCUUAGUUCAACCCUGUGAAAAGCACACCCCGACCUUUCACUGCCCAUAAAAUAUGUUUACCGUUUCACAUAAUAAACGGCACAGUUCCCUUUUGUCCAGCAAUACAGAACAAGUAAAGUACGUUCAGAUCUGGUUCUGGUUGCUAAGGAGAAAACAACCUGUAACAUUUGAUUCAUUUGUUAUUUCUUUAGUGUUGGAACAAGCAGUAGAAGCCUGUUCUUGUCUGCUUUAAGGUUUUUCUGGGAGGGAAGGACACUGGCCUCUACGUUGUGUCCAUACUAGUGGAUGGUGGUAAUGAGCACCGAGGGAACAGCGCAAUCAGUACGCCCUGGGAUGAGGUACAGGUACUGUGCCGUUGGCUGAACAAGAAGGGGAAGCAUGGAAUAAACCAGCACAUCCGUGCCUGUGUCGUCCAUGUCACCCAUGUAUCAUCUCUGCCCUCCCUCCAAAGUACUGACAUGGUGACAAGUCCUCAGACCUAAACUAACCAUUGUUGCUCAAAAAAUAAUUCAAAAUAAUUUCUUGUCAUAAAAUCUGUAGAUAUUGGAGUUUUAUAUUAUUUAAGAACUUCGUCAUGUGAAAAGAUGACAACAAAAAUACUUUCUCUAGGGCAGCAGAUUUUGAUGGAGGAAAGCGUAUGAAAUGCCCAACCAUUUGAACUGCUCAAUCCAGUUUUGAGCCCCUUCCAGAAAAACAUCUGUUUAAACUCUUUGCGGUUUCGUAUCUUGAGUCGAGAUUUGCUGUCUAUGUGAAGAGCACAUUGGCACCAUGAAUGUGGGAGCCUGGCUUUGCUGGAGUACAAGUUUUGCAGAUUGUUAAACAGUUACCAUUUUACAGGACCCUCCAGUACAAGAAUGCUUUUCCUUCACAAUUCACAACCAACAUUUAAAAACAAUCACAAGGGCCGUUACCAAGACCAACUUCUGCACAUAGUUCUCAGUCUGCUUGAUGCAACAAGGAAUGAAAACCCACAACGAUAAAAAAACUGGGAGACACCCAGCAAAAAGAGUAUUCAGUUUUUCUCCCUUUUGUUUCAGCCUUUGAUAUACUGAUCCAGAGAUGAUGAGUUAAUAAAAAUUAAUGGCAUGGACAUUCCUUUACUUUUAUACAAGAAUAUUUAGAUUUCUUGUUCCAGAUUUUCCCUGAAAACAAUCAAAACCUCUUUAUAAAAAUCGCAUGUCUGCUGUGAGUGGAAUUUUAGAUCCUUAGAUCCCACUGUCAAAAACCAAAAAUUUGUGACCAACAUCACGGUUGCAUUUCUUAGGUCAAAUAAGAAAGCUCAGGCUCCUUGGCAACUAGAUGACCUUUAAAGGUCCCUUCCAACCCAAACUACUCUAUGAGUCUAUACAUAUACUUGCAUAUACUGGCCAGAAAAUUCCUAAGUAAUCCACCAGUAAGAGUAACCACUGGCAAAUAUUGGCUGAGUAUAGUAGAGUUAUAGGCAGGAAAAAAGGUGACAGCUAUCUGCUAAUUUGUUCAGUUAUAGACAGAAGAGCAUAAGGCAUUCAAGAAUCGCAUAAUCACACCAUGAAAAUCUGCAUUUCAAGAAAUGAAAAUGAUAAACACAAAUGUUUUCUGUAUGAAAAUGUGAAAUACUUUGUAAAAUUUUGAUCUGCAUAAUGAAACAAUUACUGUAAUAUACAUGAAAAACAAAUCUAAGUCAGAAACACUUUGCAGCAUAUCUGAGACAAAUACACAAUGCAUAUUAAGAAGUACUUUUCACCAACAGUUCCCACAAUUAAUAGCCCUGUUCUUUUGAAAUACAUGGUGUCAAUUCCUUAAAAAAAAAAAAAAAAGGAAAAACUCCUUCCACAGUAUUGCAUUAAUUUCCAUAAUAAUCUGCACACAAUAGCAAGACAGACAGAUCCUUCUCCCAGUCUGGUUAAGCAACACUUUUAAGCAUAGAAUCUGAGACCCUUCCUCAACAAAAGUUACAGAUAAAUUGAUCAACAUAGGAAAAAAAGCCAAAACCAAACCUUGAUAAUUAACUGUUAGGAACUUUAGCCAAUUACAUGCUUAAGUCCUGGGAAGUAAAUGUUUCAUUGGGAUUGGUUGCCUCUUUAGUUUUUGUUGCAUCUUCAGUAACGAUUAGUCACUGCAGAUGGAGAUGGAUCAACUGGGAGAGUUUAAUGCUGGAAAAAGGUACUGUGGAAUUGUAUGAUUUGCUGAAGAAACACUGCGCACUCUUGCCUUGUACAACACUGACAUGAUUGCAAGCAAUGCAGCCUUUGGCUAGUUCUUUUCUGGAAUUCAAAUGUGAAACGCUCAAGAGGGGGAAAAAAUAAUCUUCUGAAUAGUUUUGUAGAAUAUUCUCAUUCUUGAAGCUAAUACAGUAUCAGGAAAUAUAUACAAAUCAAAUAUACACAACUCUACUUAAAUGUCAUAUGGCUAUGGAGCAAUUUACAAACAAGCCACAAGACUUGGCAACCCUAUUAAGGUAUGUGAUGUAUUUAUUUAAACUGUUUUACAUCAGCACAAUAAUUAGGAAACUUAGGGUUUGUCGUUCAAAUUCAAGAAUAUGCUGUCAGUAUUAAAUUUUAACUACCAUUACACAGUAAUAUUAAUCUUUUAUUGACUAGUGUGUGAUAUUUGGUAUGUGCAGAUAGAUGGCUAAAAAUAACUCAGAAGGAACAAAAGGCCUUAGUGAUUUGUUUGAUAUGUGAGUGUAUUUUGUGAAGUGCUAAAGACAAUAAAGAGGUAAUAUGUCCAAAAACUUUUUGGAAAAAAAAAAAAAGAGGAUUUAUAUAAGAAUCUG
Molecule: messenger RNA, 5397 nt
Organism: Chroicocephalus ridibundus (black-headed gull)
Lineage: Eukaryota; Metazoa; Chordata; Aves; Charadriiformes; Laridae
Product: guanine nucleotide-binding protein subunit alpha-14
Exons: 9
Coding region: 326-1303 (325 amino acids)
Biological process (GO): adenylate cyclase-modulating G protein-coupled receptor signaling pathway; action potential; phospholipase C-activating dopamine receptor signaling pathway
Cellular component (GO): heterotrimeric G-protein complex
Molecular function (GO): G protein-coupled receptor binding; G-protein beta/gamma-subunit complex binding; guanyl nucleotide binding
Source: RefSeq, a predicted model, not a curated record